AUGAUUGCCCAAGAUCGGGAACAAACGAAUCGAGGGCCAAAAAAGGAUCGACAACCCUCGAAAAGUCUCAAUGCUUUGCAGGCGGGCAUUAAGGAGUUUCUGAAAGAUCCAGUAUUUCUAAGCCAGCAAGAUCAGGCUUCACUUGAAAAACUUCAAAACUCACUUCCCAAACGCUUCACGAUUUAUGAACCUCUUGUGCUUCUCCCAGCGAACACAUUCCAAUCACCGCCUGCAUGGGGCGCAUUUUGUUCAACCUUAUCCCCUGAACAGCGGGAGUUACUUUAUGCCUCGAUAGCGAAAGCAUUCAAUCGGUUGGGGGCCACGCAUCUUGCCGUUAAUGCUCCCAUUGCCCAGACCAACACCCAGGGCCAAGAAAACCGCAUACGCAGUCCGGCCGGCCUUAUCCCAUUACAUGGUGAUUUUGGAACAGCCAUUUCGACGACAGGACAGGAGGAAGACAUUGCUCAGCCUAGUCCGGCAGACCUCGAGAGUGCAUUCUGGGUACGCACAUCUCAGAACCAGGGCAUCGUGCAAAUAUGGGCUCCACUAUAUACGAUGUUCUCGCGAGGGAACAUCACUGAAAAGGCACGAAUCCUUGACCAAGGACCAUCCCAAAAUACAUUCAUGGGACUGGAUGAGCAGUCAUUGGCUCAACCUGUUUCAAAUACCAGUGUCGUUGACAUGUACGCUGGGAUUGGAUACUUUGUCUUUUCGUAUCUGAAGCGAGGCGUCAAGCGCGUAUGGGGAUGGGAACUGAAUGGUUGGUCAGUGGAAGGUCUGCGCCGUGGCUGCGAAGCGAACAAAUGGGGAUGUAAGGUUGUCCGUGUUUUGAACAACGGAGAACUGAGCAUCCCUGUUGAAAAAAUUAUGGAAACGCUCACAGACAUAGACCGGGUGGUGGUCUUCCACGGAGACAACAUGUUUGCGGCAGAUGUCAUGUCGAGAAUUCAACGAAUUAUGGAAAUUGAAGGAACAUGGUCACCUGUCCGCCACAUCAAUCUGGGUCUUCUGCCAUCGUCACAGCCAUCUUGGGACAACGCUUGCAGAAUUCUUGACAUGAAACGAGGAGGCUGGCUCCAUGUCCACGAAAAUGUAGAUGUGCGUGAAGUUGAAGAAAAAAAGACGGAAAUUAUGAGUGGAUUGGCAAGGCAUCGCAUGCUUGUCUACCAGCAACAGGGGCAUUCGGAAGAGCCUAUCGUUGAUUGUUGUCAUGUGGAACAUGUCAAGUCAUAUGCCCCUGGUGUCAUGCACUGCGUCUUCGAUAUUCAGCUCUCUGCUCCGAGGGAUCCCGGAAAUUGA
Molecule: messenger RNA, 1299 nt
Organism: Penicillium macrosclerotiorum
Lineage: Eukaryota; Fungi; Ascomycota; Eurotiomycetes; Eurotiales; Aspergillaceae
Product: tRNA(Phe) (4-demethylwyosine(37)-C(7)) aminocarboxypropyltransferase
Exons: 1
Coding region: 1-1299 (432 amino acids)
Biological process (GO): tRNA methylation; wybutosine biosynthetic process
Cellular component (GO): cytoplasm
Molecular function (GO): S-adenosylmethionine-dependent methyltransferase activity; tRNA methyltransferase activity
Source: RefSeq, a predicted model, not a curated record